AAUACCACCAUUCGCAUCUGACGUCACUUAUGAAUAAUCAGAAACAAAUCAUAUACCCCAGACAUUUUGCAAGACGCAAAAAACAACAACAGACAAAAGAAGUGGUGCGAUAUGAGAGAUUUACAUGAUAGUAUACUUCACAAGCAAAUCCUGUGAUUCCGCCACUCCUCUCUCGCGCUGUGAGUGCCCACUGGCAGGUUCCGCACAGCAGGGUCCAGGAACAUACGACGCUCGACAAAAUUCGCCUGGUCACUAAGACAUGACUGAUAUUUGAGUGAGCGAAAUCUUGCAUCACGCUUAUUAUCACCUUCGGAAUUCGCGGCCAGUCUCACUCCUGUCGCUUCGGAUUGUGUUAGGAAGGACGUCAGGUGCCUUUCGGCAGGCUAUAGACCCACUCACUGCGGCUGCCACUAUUUACAUUUGUGAGGCAGCGUGGUGGAAUCAGGCUCUCGUCCAAAUUAUCAAAGUGAAGAAACUUGCAUUUUUCCUCAGCUCCGUUGGUGCCCAGUCUCUCUCCACGAAUGGCCAGUCUGGUGACGUCAUCACCAAUGGGUCAGCUGCGUCCAACGACCCCCUGUGGGACCAACGACGAGUUGUCGCCCAUGACCGGAAAUGAAACGAACGUGACCGGCCUUGGCUUCCCACAGUACUACAAAGGUGCUCAGAUCGGAUUUCUCGUGGUUCUGUUUUUCCUGAUCGUCAUCGGAAAUGUGGUUGUUCUGGCGGCCAUCGCUGUGAAUAAAGAGAGGAGGAAGUCAAGGAUGAACUUUUUCAUCAUGCAUUUGGCCCUCAGUGAUUUAUUAACUGGUCCUCUGGUUGUCUUGGCUGAUCUCAUCUCAAAGAUCUCCAUCUACUGGAGCGCUGGAAAUGCUGUCUGCCGCCUCCACAAAUUUGCUCAGGUGGUUGUGAUGUACUCGUCCACCUACCUGCUGGUGGCGCUAAGUCUUGACCGCUUGGACGCUGUGGCCAGACCGCUGCAGUUCACCUCAGCCU
This is a messenger RNA of Aplysia californica (California sea hare), 993 nucleotides long. RefSeq names its product cardioacceleratory peptide receptor. Lineage: Eukaryota; Metazoa; Mollusca; Gastropoda; Aplysiida; Aplysiidae. Gene Ontology annotation, biological process: G protein-coupled receptor signaling pathway. Gene Ontology annotation, cellular component: membrane. Gene Ontology annotation, molecular function: G protein-coupled receptor activity. The record is from RefSeq and is a predicted model, not a curated record.